UAUGUUUAGGAGAGACGAGAAUGUCGGAGUAUGAUUCUGUAUCUCGUAGUUCUCUGAAGCUUAAAGGCGUUUCAGAUCAUAAAGUGAAGAAGAAGAAGAAAAAGAAGGAUAAAGAACGAGAAGCUAUGAAAAUGUAUGAACAGGUCUCUAACUCAAAGUCAUCAGAAGAAGAUGGAAAGAAGAUGAAGACCAUGGAUAAACGGACAAAGGCAGAACAAGCUUUUGACAGAGCAAGAGAAAAGAGGGAAGCAGAAUUGAUUGUAGAAAAAGCCAGUAAAACUCACAAAGAACGAAUCAUGUUAUUCAACAGUCAUUUGGAUGCAAUGACAGAGCAUUUUGAUAUUCCAAAAGUGAGUUGGACAAAGUGAUGUGUAUUGUGUGAUUGGACAAAGAGACAAUUUCAUCUGUACACACAUGAUGAUACUUUCAUAUGGAAUCUCCUGGCUUAUGUGGAAACCAGUUUUUGGACAGACAAGCCUCCGAUAGCUCAUGUUAUUGGCAAUAUGUCAAUAACAUUGUGAACUUUCUGUGCAUGACUGAACAGACAUUGUCUAGUAGAAAGAAGUACUUCCAUGGAAAUAUGAAAAAUGAAAAGCUGCAACAUUUUUUAAAAUUGCAUUUAGUCACUGCAUAUAAAAUUUUAGCAUCAAAGAAAAAGGACCGUAUUUCUUGGGAGAUAUUGUUUUAUUUCGAUUGCUUUUCCAAGUUUUUUUAAUCGGGAUAUGCUGAAGGUUAUGGAACGAACAACUGAUAAAAUGCUAGAUAUCUCUGUAUUGUUCUGAUUUAUAAGGCUGAGGGUUUUAACAUUUGCUCUUAAAAAUCUUACUAUUUUAAUUUUAACAAGGAGGAUGAAGGUGCCUUUGUUACAAUACAAGCACUUAAAAUAAUGUGAUUGAAAAUUAUCAUAAAAGUGAUGUUCUGUAAUAAAGUAAAGGCACAUUG
This is a messenger RNA of Ylistrum balloti, 942 nucleotides long. RefSeq names its product protein FAM32A-like. Bases 21 to 368 code for a protein of 115 amino acids. The record is from RefSeq and is a predicted model, not a curated record. Lineage: Eukaryota; Metazoa; Mollusca; Bivalvia; Pectinida; Pectinidae. Gene Ontology annotation, cellular component: nucleolus. The transcript is spliced from 4 exons.